This is a messenger RNA of Gryllus bimaculatus (two-spotted cricket), 3118 nucleotides long. NCBI's taxonomy places the organism in Eukaryota, Metazoa, Arthropoda, Insecta, Orthoptera, Gryllidae. The record is from the annotation of a GenBank genome assembly.
UGGCGCGCGGGUUGCUGGACAACCGCGUGGACGAGCUGCAGCCCUUCUUCCCGCCAGCCCUCGCAGGAGGCUCCCGCAACCACAGCUACGAUAUCAGCUGUGCGCUACACCGCGAACGCUUAUUCGCCGACGGGGUGGAGCUGCAGGUGUCCAGCCACCUGCAGAGCCUGGUGCGCUACAUGUGCGCGUUGCUGCACCCUCACGGCCCGCACGAAAACGCCGGCCCACGGGAGCCCUUGUACAGCUUGGGAUUCAUUGUAACAGCAGAGCGCUUUGACCCUAUGGAUUAUGUUCGAGAUUCAUUGAUGGAGAAAAAGUUCCACGUGGAGUACCUGGACGGGUGCCGGCGCCACGGCCGGCACGUGUUCCCGGUGCACGUGCGGUGUGCGGGCGGCGCCACCCAAGUGAGCGUGCGGGGCCUGCCGCUGGUGCCGCGGUCGCUCUCCUGGGCGCUGCUAGCCACCGCUCGCUGCGGCCUCUCCUCGCGGGCGCCCCCUGCCCCGCACGCCCCGCACGCCCCGCACGCCCCGCACGCCACCGCGCGCGACGACGCCAAGGAGUGGCGCCUGCAGCAGCAGAGUCACCCAGCGCCGCCGCCGCAGGCGACCUCGCGCCUGCAGGCCCCGCACACGACGCCCGUCUUCCUCAACGGGAAUCACGACACUUGGAGAAUGAACGUGUUCUUCUCAACGCUGACGGCCACCACGCCCAGCCCUGUCCCUUACGCAUCGCCGUGGGUGACCACGGUUCCCCCGCCGUCCUCUUAUCCGUCCACGUCGCCCGCAGACGCAGGUCCACCGUUGCCUCCGGCCUCUUCCUCCCCGGCAGGCCCCGCGGCUCCGCCCUCCGAGUCCUCGUUCCGCGCGUUUUUGCUUGCUACUUUUGAUUCCACAACGUCCACAUCCACUGUCCCCAUUCCGACGACCGAAUUCCCUUCCCCGUCUUCUUCGCCCCGGACCUCCUUCUUGUCGCUUUCCUCCUACCCUUCCAUCUUAAAAUAUCUACCGCCCGUAUCGUCCGAAUAUUCACCUUCUCCGCUAACAACUCCUCAAUCCUCGCCGCUAGAAACGGUCACUGCGAAGUCUUCUACGUCGAGUGCUUGGUCGUAUUUAUUCCCAGUUGCCUCAACCGCUUCCACCGUUGAGUCGGCGUCAGGUGGGUCGCAGCGGGUGGCUCCGACGAGACGGCACGACGAUCGGCUGCCUCACGCCGACUGGCGGCAAGACGCAACGGCGCACGUGAUGCGAGACCUCGAUGAGGAGGACAACGCUUCUGAGCAACUGGAACAAGUAGAAGAGGGAGUGCUUCCUGGUAAUUCAGAGGAGGUGCUACCCACACCCGAAAGACUCGAUUCAGCGUCGCCCAACAACAGAGUUUAUUCUUCAGAAGAAUACCCAGAUGACGCGGAGGACUUUCACAACCAUAGUUAUAUUUUACGGUGCGCGGAGAGCGGGGCGCUGCAGGUGGACGGCGAGGAGGCGCGCAUCACUUCGCAUAUGGCGGCGGCGCUCUUCUUCCUGUGCGCGCUGCUCUCCUCCGCGCAGGGCUCGCGCCCCACCGCCUACGAUUUCGGCCCCAUCCGCACCGUGGAGGCCUAUCGUACGGAGGAUGUGGCGAUGAACGGAGAUGGAGACCUCAGCUUGGACGUGCUGUACGAGGGCGGGGCGCUCCCGCGCUCCCACGACGUCAACAUCUUCUGGCAGACGUGCCGGCCCGACCCGCCGGGGCCCGAGUUCAGCCUGGACAGCGGCCCGCUGCUGCCGCACUCCAUCGUGUGGAGCCUCUUCAGCAAAGUGCGGUGCGGCGCCGACCAGGGGGAGACGUUCCCCGGCGCUGAACGUUAUUUUGGAGACGACGUAGCCUCCGAAGACAGGGCUUCCGAGGAGUUGUUACCUUCCUAUUCGGAUAGACACCACUACGUUAUCAGGUGCACCCCUGGAGAGGAGGCGCUGGUGGUGGACGGGCUGGAGGUGCGGCUGACGAAGCACAUGGAGUCUGCGCUGGGGCUGCUGUGCUUCAGCGCCGGUCUGCACGGCCACGACAACGCCACCAGGAACCUCGGCAGGCUGCGAACCGUGGAAGCCUUCAACCCGGAGGAGUACAGUUUGGAGGCCGACGGUAGUAAGCGGAUAGAUAUACUCUACAAAGACAAUAUCAGCCGCUGUGAUGAAAGGAUAUUUUCAAUGAUGCCCGAGUGCCAGGCGCGGCCGGUGCGCUUCGAGGUGAACGGGCGCCAGGUGCGCACCGGGGGCCUCAUGUGGCGCCUGUACCGCUCGCUGCUGUGCGGCGCCGCCGCCGGGGACGCCAGCGCCGAGGACGCCGCCGGGCAAAUGGAUGAAGACGAAUACCAGUCCCCGCUUUACGUCGCCAGCAAUGUACAUAAUUAUGCAAUUAGGUGCCGGCGCGGCAGCGAGCGACUGCUGGUGGACGGCGUGCGCGUGCGUGCUUCGCGCCACUUGCUGGCCGUGCUGCGCUUCUUGUGCGACGUGAUCGAGGUGUCGACGGCGCUGCCCGAGGGCGGUGUCUUCUCCUUCGGCGACCUGGCCACGCGCGACCCCUUCGCCACGGCGGAUUUUGAUGUCCAGUACACACAGCCAACUAACAGAGCAGAUCGUCAGCCCACCUCUCUUAGAUCAAUAUGUGAACCUGAGGCUCAGUUCAUUCUAGACGGUCAUCGGCUCGCGCCCCACACUCUCGUCUGGUCGCUGUUCCAUCAUUUACGCUGCCGGGAGCUGGCUUCAUCACAACCAACAGUUCAAACAUAACACCUAUAUUCCACUCUUCAUUUUCAAAUAGUUUGUCUACAUAAUUUUAAUAAGAUAUAUUAAACCCGAAUACAUGUGUAUGGGUCUUAUAGUUGUACAAACCACUAUUUGUAGUAUUUUAAAGAAAUUCUCCGAGAAGAACACACUUGGAAUAUCAUGCUAACCUUCAUAAAAUAACUGUGUAUACAUUAACAAAAUCAGUUCCAGUGCCGAAAUGUACACUGGUGUACUUGUGAAAAUAAAGAAAAUAUACGUAAUAAUGUUGGAGAUGAUAUCUCAAUAUUUCUUUUACAGAAAAAGGUGUCGAGAUCAGCACAGAUUUAAUUUUAGGUGCCCAUAGAAAGACGUUCAAA